AUGCUUGACCUGCCGCAGACUAAGGGCGACCUUGAGACAGCUCUAGUGUCACCUCUCCCUCGGGAGCGUAUAACGCCGGCAAAUCCAUUCACAGUUGUCGGCGUAGAUUUCGCGGGACCGCUCUAUAUCUCAAGGUCCGCUUCUCCCAAGACGUACGUAGCCCUUUUCACGUGCGGUGUCACAAGGGCCGUCCACCUCGAACUUGUGUCCUCUAUGAGCGUGCCUGAUUUCCUGCUUGCCUUCCGACGGUUCAUCUCUAGGCGUGGGAUACCCUCCUUCAUCUUUUCCGACAACGCUCGCACCUUUCGCAAAUGCUCGUCUCUCCUCUCCCUGGUUAGCGCAAGAGAUGUACUAGACUUUGCCACCCAGCAUCGCAUCGCCUGGCGAUUCAUUGUUGAGCGAGCUCCUUGGUGGGGAGGCUGGUGGGAACGGCUCAUACGAACUGUGAAGGAAGCCCUAAGACGCUGCCUUGGGAGAAAGCACCUCACAUUUGAGCAGUUGACUACGACACUCUGUGAAGUAGAAGCCAUCGUCAACUCCCGCCCACUCACGCAUAUUGGAGCUGAUCCCGGAGAGCUUGAGCCAUUCACCCCAUCCCACUUUCUGUUAGGGAAACGAGCAGUGGCUUUGCCUGAUGAAUUCGCUACCGAUGCAUCACGCCAGAACGACCUGCGGCUCAGUUUUCGUGUCAUUCAACAGGCAAGGAAGCAGUUCUGGAAGCGCUGGACGCGCGAAUACCUCCUUCAGCUGCGGUCAGCGCACGCAACCACCUCGCCAGCAGUGUCCGAGACUCAACUGAGGGAAGGCGACGUCGUGCAAGUGCAAGAAGACCAUGUCCGUCCAUCGUUUUGGAAGUUGGCUCGCGUGUCAAGCGUCAUACGAGGGCGAGACGGCAUCGUACGGGCAUGCUCGCUGCGCCUGGCCAACGGGUCAUCAAUCGUCCGACCCGUCCAAAGGCUUUGUCGCCUCGAAGUUGACGCGCCCCAAGUCCCGGCGCGGGAUGAUGUUGCAUAA
This is a messenger RNA of Ornithodoros turicata, 1014 nucleotides long. RefSeq lists its product as uncharacterized. Gene Ontology annotation, molecular function: nucleic acid binding. Lineage: Eukaryota; Metazoa; Arthropoda; Arachnida; Ixodida; Argasidae. The coding region runs from base 1 to 1014 and encodes 337 amino acids. The transcript has a single exon. The record is from RefSeq and is a predicted model, not a curated record. Gene Ontology annotation, biological process: DNA integration.